AUGAGCGCGGCGCCGGGCGCCCAGGGCCCCGCCACCGCCGGGGGCCCGCCGGGGGUGCCGGCGCGCUCCGUGCGGUCCCUGCUGCGCCACGUGCAGCUGGAGAGCCUGGCGGCCGGGCUGAGCGGCGGCGUCGUGUCCACGCUGGUGCUGCACCCGCUGGACCUGGUCAAGAUCCGCUUCGCAGUGAGUGAUGGAUUGGAGCUGAGGCCAAAAUACAAUGGGAUUCUCCACUGCAUGACUACUGUCUGGAAGCAUGAAGGACUACGAGGCUUAUACCAAGGGGUAACUCCCAACAUGCUGGGAGCAGGGGCUUCCUGGGGACUUUACUUUUUCUUUUAUAAUGCUAUCAAAGCUUACAAGAAGGAAGGGAAGCUGGAGAGUCUCAGCGCAACUGAACACCUAGUGUCAGCUGCAGAAGCUGGAGCCAUGACUCUCUGCAUUACGAACCCGAUAUGGGUAACGAAGACGCGACUUGUAUUACAAUAUGAUGCUGGUGUUGAUCCAUCAAAGCGGCAAUACAGAGGAAUGUCUGAUGCUCUUAUAAAGAUAUACAAGACAGAGGGCAUACGUGGCUUGUACAAGGGAUUUGUGCCUGGUCUGUUUGGAACUUCACAUGGAGCACUUCAAUUCAUGGCGUAUGAAGAUUUGAAAUUGAGAUACAACAAGUAUAGAAACAGAGUAUCAGAUACAAAAUUGAACACUGCAGAAUACAUAACGAUGGCAGCUGUAUCCAAAAUAUUUGCUGUGUCAGCAACUUAUCCCUAUCAAGUUGUACGAGCUCGUCUUCAAGAUCAGCAUAAUACAUAUUCUGGUGUGUUUGAUGUGAUCCGCAGGACAUGGAGGAAAGAAGGAAUUCAUGGAUUUUACAAAGGAAUUAUCCCCAAUGUGAUCAGAGUGACUCCUGCUUGCUGCAUUACUUUUGUAGUUUAUGAAAAUGUGUCUGGUUUUUUACUUGGUUUUAGAAAAGAAAAUAAUUAAAGGUAUAAGUUUGUGUUCAGAAGGAAUCUAUCCUUUAUUUUUUUAUAUUUAUGAUCUGGGAGAGAUUUAUUUCAGCAGUCUGUUUUGACACUGAAUUGAUCUAAUAUUUUGAGGAAAGAACCUGGAGAUAUUAAAACCCUGCCCACAUCUCCUCUGCUGAGAGUUCCUGCCUUGCUACAUUUCUCUCUCCUCUGAAUCGCUGUGUCUGCUUGAAACAGAUGUCUGCAACUGUGAAGUAGCAUUGUGACUGGGUGAAGGCAGCUGUGCAACAAUUCAAUUCAUCCUGGCCUGCCUGGAAUAAUGGACUGAUUUGUUCUGACAAGUCGCAAAAUAACAGUUGGUCAGAUUGUACUACAGAAGACUUCAUAUAAAAGCAACUCUGGAAUCCAUCAGAACUUCCUUAAAUCUUUAUCUGAGUCUUAUGGAGAAAAUAUGUGUGUAUUUGUUUACAGCAGUGUCUUCUGAAUCCAUCUCUGUUAUCUGUCAGGUUUUAGAUUAUGGAGCGCUCCACAUUCCAUCACUCAUCCAACACAAAAAUGCUGUCUCAGUGGGGUGCAGUUUGGAAACUCAAAUGUUUUGUAAAACAGUCAGCUGUCCAUUCCUGGUUUUGAGUAAUUGCCAAUUGAAAUCCAGUUCUUGAGUCAUACCAAGACAGACUUGCGGUGUGGUUGUUGGCUUGUUUUAAUACCAAACCAAAGUCUGUUGUGUGCAUCGCUGGCAACUUACUUCAUUCAUUUUCUCUCUCUUCCCUCCCCACUCUGACCAAGAUGUUCCGUCUCUGUCACUGUUGCAUCUGACCAAAUAUUACUAAGUAAAUGAAUAUUUGAAAGUAGGCUUACUUUAAAUAUAUAUAUAUAUAUAUAUAUGUUUUUUUCUAGUAAUCCCAUAGUGAUACAGUUUUCAAGCAACUUUAACAACAAAUAUGACUACUCAUUUUGAAUAAUAUUCUUUGAAAAAAAUCCAUAGGUAGUCUAAAAAUACUGUGCACAGGACUUUCUUAAAAAUCAUUAAUGUCUUCUGAUUUAGUCUCAGGAAAUGACUAAGAAUAUACCACUUGCUAACACAAUAGUAAGCAAAAUUACAGUACAUCUCAGUAAAUUUGAAUAACAGUGCUUAUUUUUAUGGCAAUAAUUGCUGUCAUGGAUAUGUACUUUUUGGAAACUUAGGUGUUGUUUUUUCUUUUUUAGUUCUUCAUUGAGGAAGUACAUUACUGAGCAUAGCAUCUGCCAUCUGCUGUUAUUAUGAAUGUAUGAAUAAAUACCUAGAAAGUAGCACUUAACUGAGGAAUAAAUAAGUUAGAAAAGGUUAUUCAACAGGUGGGGAUAAAUAAUCAAUUUCAUAAAGAAUAGAGAAUACUAUUCAGCAAAACGCUUGAAUAAUCUCUUACAGGUUUCCUGCUUAACACAAGACUAACCAGAAGCAGAAAUUAGGGAAUUGGUUUAACUUCUAAAUUUGGAAAACUACGGAAACUGCUUAGUAUUUUGAAUCUCAAUUCUGUAGUCCUGUUGCUUCUUUCUGUUGAUACUAUUGCCACAUCACACUUUGUGUAUGCUUAACUUUUUAAAUAAUUUACUCCUUUUUCCUCCCUAAUCCCAUCCUUUCUACUGUUACAGUUGAUAAUACAUCAAGCUAUCUCACUUGAAAGGGCAUGUGACCAUUAUAUCUGUUAUUUGGUUUGUUUGUUUGUUUAAUUAUAAAAGCUUCCAUGUACAGUUAACUGAAGAUCAAAUUUACUGGAAGUUUACCAUGCAAAUUACUGCAUAGAGCCCUAUCAGCUACUACCUUCUUUUGCCUUUCAUUGGAAGUUUUUUAUUUGGGUUUGUGUUUUCUAGUAUUCAGGAUUCAAAAUACAUUGUGAAGACAUAGGAAUAAACCAUACGAAAAUAAAAAACGUUGUGCACUGACUGCCCUGGAUUAGCAUGUUGCAGACUCAGAGUGGGGUACGUGGGAUCCAGGAUAAAUGUAAAGACAGUCUCCAAGUGUGUACACAAUCAGUGACUGUAUGUUAACUGACAUCCUCUAAAUUCACGCCAUAGUUUAGCUCACAGUAACUAGUUUGUGUUCAUAUGCCCUAAAACCCCUCUUGCCAGCCAAUAAAAACAGUGGCAGUUCUUCAGAGACAUAAAUGCCAGCUGUGCUAUUUGCUGGCUUGCAGCAGUAUCGCAUGGAAGCUUGCAACAGGGAGAACCUGAAUGCUCUGCUAGCUGCAGUUGUGUUCCUCUAGCAUUUUAACAAAGCUGCGGAUGAGCUAUCAAUUUGAGACAUGCCUUGGGAAAAUCUUAUAACCAGCUCAGAAGAAAAAACAGGAUUUUGUAUUAAAAGGCUAAAAUAAAUAUCUCAGAUGUAAUGUUUUUCCUUUUAGUUUCUGGACAGGGUGUAUUUCUGCAUGUUAUACAUGCUUUUUCUUUUUUAUUUCAUUAAUGUGAAAUUGAUUUUGCAAUGUAAACGUGGAUAUUAUUUACCCUUAGAAUCUGUACUUUUUUUUUUUUUUAAGACUUGAGUACAUCAUUUGUAGCAUUUGGAAGAGAGUACUCUAAAACGCUUCUGUUAACGCUGCACUAGGUAGAAGAUGUGCCAUGAUCAAUGUUGUCACUCCUCAUUACUUCUUGACCAGUCUGGAGGCUGUAUUCAAAUAUCUGCAGCAUCAUUCUUUCAGUUUGGCAGUACACUCUUUGGAAAGCCAAGGCUUUUCAGCCUGCUUUAUUUGUGUAUCUUCCAAACAACAUAUCUAGCUUUAGCACCAAAGUGAUUGUAUCUAUCUGACAGGCUAAAUUCAGAAUUAUUAAUUGGAGAAAUAAAACCUAAGUUUUGUAACUGUAAAAUUACUCAGGUUUUGCAUGAUGACAGUGGAGAUCAAUAAUAAAUGUUUGCACUGAAACCUAGUCUCAAGCAGAGGACAGAAGGAAGGAAAGUUUAUUUUCUUUCUACUUAUUUUUUCAGAACAUACUUAACACCAAUCAUCAUCUAGGUGACAGUUAAGUCACAAGAAGUUUGUUGAGAGAUACAAGACUUAGCAGAGCAUCCGAUUCUACAUUCACAUUCAUAGGAGUAGGUGUUGGGUAUGCGUUUCAAAGACUAAAGCCAAAGCUGGAACUUAGAAGUGUUCUAAAAGAAAAGAAUUGUGUAUUAUAAUACCGUGUCAAAUACCUUGAACAGUUUGCUGACUAAUAAAAUAGCCUGGAUUUUUUUUUUUUGUAAAAGGUCUUAUUUAUUUGAUACAAAAAAUUACAGUUAACUCCUAAAAUGGUGUUGGUAUAUUUUCAUAUAUCAAAAAGGAAUUAUAAAAGUUAAUGAAGGUUUUUUAUAUUUAUUUUCUAAAAUGAUUAUUAUAAAAAAAACUCUGCAAUGUGCAAAAAAAAAAAAGGUA
Cygnus atratus (black swan) is the source of this 4345-nucleotide messenger RNA. RefSeq names its product solute carrier family 25 member 32 (gene SLC25A32). Gene Ontology annotation, cellular component: mitochondrion. The transcript is spliced from 7 exons. Gene Ontology annotation, biological process: folate import into mitochondrion; nucleotide transport. The coding region runs from base 1 to 978 and encodes 325 amino acids. Gene Ontology annotation, molecular function: folic acid transmembrane transporter activity; FAD transmembrane transporter activity. The record is from RefSeq and is a predicted model, not a curated record. NCBI's taxonomy places the organism in Eukaryota, Metazoa, Chordata, Aves, Anseriformes, Anatidae.